AUGGCCCGAAGCGCGGAGCGAGACUGCGGGGGCGCAGGCUGGGGGCUGCGCGGCGCCCUGGCCGCCGUGGCCCUGCUCUCAGCGCUCAAUGCCGCAGGAACGGUGUUUGCGCUCUGCCAGUGGCGCGGGCUGAGCGCAGCGCUGCGGACCCUGGAGGAGCAGCGGGCCAGGGAGCAGCGAGAGGACAGCGCCCUGCGCGCCUUCCUGGAGGAGUUGAGUCGCGCGCCGCGCUGGGCGCCCGCGCCACCUUCAGACCCUGUAGGCGCCGCGCGCAAUAAGCGCAGCCAAAGCGGGGAGCCAGUGCAGCACCUCCGAGCGGAGAGCCAAGACAUGCUGAUGAUGAUGACCUACUCCAUGGUGCCGAUCCGAGUGAUGGUGGACCUGUGCAACAGCACCAAGGGGAUCUGCCUCACAGGACCACCUGGCCCACCAGGACCUCCGGGCGCUGGUGGCUUACCAGGACAUAACGGAUCGGAUGGACAGCCUGGUUCCCAGGGCCCAAAAGGCGAAAAAGGAGCAAAUGGAAAAAGAGGAAAAAUGGGGCUACCUGGAGCCACAGGAAUUCCAGGGCAAAAGGGAGACCCUGGUGAGCUUGGCUUGACCGGAAACGAGGGCCCAGCAGGGCAGAAGGGCGAAAAGGGGGACAAGGGGGACGUGUCCAAUGACGUGCUCCCCACAGGUGCCAAAGGUGACCCAGGCCCACCAGGCCCACCCGGCCCACCUGGGCCCCCAGGCCCUCCAGGUCCCCCAGGGUCCCCUGGAAGAAGAUCCAAAGCCCCUCGGCAGCCAGACAUGUUCAACGGCCAGUGCCCAGGUGAGACAUGUGCUAUCCCCAACGAUGAUACCCUGGUUGGCAAAGCUGAUGAGAAAGUCAGUGAACACCAUUCCCCACAGGCGGAAUCCAUGAUCACUUCCAUUGGAAAUGCAACACAAGUACUAAAAGUCGCAGAGACAUUUGGCACCUGGAUAAGAGAGUCUGCUAAUAAGAGUGAUGAGCGGAUCUGGGUGACUGAACAUUUUUCAGGCAUCAGAGUGAAGGAAUUCAAAGACCAGCCCUCCCUGCUGAACGGCAGUUACUCGCUCAUCCAUCUCCCGUAUUACUUCCAUGGCUGUGGGCAUGCGGUUUACAACAGCGCACUCUACUACCACAAAGGAGGCUCCAACACCAUAGUGAGAUUUGAAUUUGGCAAAGAAACAUCCCAAACUCUGAAGCUUGAAAAUGCCUUGUAUUUUAAUCGAAAAUACCUCUUUGCCAAUUCCAAGACAUACUUCAAUUUAGCUGUGGACGAGAAGGGCCUUUGGAUUAUCUAUGCUUCCAGUGUGGAUGGCUCAAGCAUCCUCGUCGCCCAGCUGGACGAGAGGACCUUCUCUGUGGUGCAGCACAUCAACACCACGUACCCGAAAUCCAAGGCCGGCAACGCCUUCAUUGCCCGAGGGAUCCUCUACGUCACCGACACCAAAGAUAUGAGGAUAACAUUUGCCUUUGAUUUGUUAGGAGGGAAACAGAUCAAUGCAAACUUUGAUUUAAGAACUACUCAGUCUGUUCUUGCCAUGUUAUCGUACAACAGGAGAGACGAGCAUUUAUAUUCCUGGGAAGAUGGCCAUUUAAUGCUUUAUCCGGUGCGGUUUUUAUCAGCUACGUUAAACCAGUGACAGGAUGCAUUCUGUUCCCCUCAGUAA
Messenger RNA from Phyllostomus hastatus (greater spear-nosed bat), 1680 nucleotides. It is a transcript of the gene GLDN, whose product is annotated as gliomedin. Gene Ontology annotation, biological process: signal transduction. NCBI's taxonomy places the organism in Eukaryota, Metazoa, Chordata, Mammalia, Chiroptera, Phyllostomidae. The coding region runs from base 1 to 1653 and encodes 550 amino acids. The record is from RefSeq and is a predicted model, not a curated record. The transcript has 10 exons. Gene Ontology annotation, cellular component: cell surface.